This is a messenger RNA of Xyrauchen texanus (razorback sucker), 3193 nucleotides long. Its product is annotated as putative thiamine transporter SLC35F3. The transcript has 8 exons. Bases 55 to 1572 code for a protein of 505 amino acids. NCBI's taxonomy places the organism in Eukaryota, Metazoa, Chordata, Actinopteri, Cypriniformes, Catostomidae. The record is from RefSeq and is a predicted model, not a curated record. Gene Ontology annotation, cellular component: membrane.
CCAUUCCAGUCCGUAUGACUCUCUGUGCGUGUAAGCAGUGAUCUGCUGUCAUUCAUGGGGAUCAUGUAUGGAGAUGGAGACCGACUCGGACCCCCCCGAAGGGAUUGCAUUUGUUACCUGGGACCACCGACCACCUUGAUGCCCAUCGGGAUGCGCAGAUCCCCCGAGGUGAGUCCCAGAAGGCUGUCCGACAUCAGCCCGCAACUCCGCCAGCUCAAGUACCUAGUGGUGGAUGAAUCGAUUAAAGAGGACCUGAAAUCGUCUCGAUCUGUGGAGGAUAUCAACAGCGCGUCCAUCGAAGAGAGAAUCUUGAGAAUCACAGGCUAUUAUGGUUACCAGCCGUGGAAUGCCGUUUAUAAGAGGGAAGACCGGCCAAAGGAGAACGUUGUGGUUACUGCCGAUGGACAGGCGACGGUGGGUGGUGUAGGGGCGGAGUCAGGAACUGGGAGGCAGAGAUUACACUGCUGUGUGCAAGUGACCGCCGUCCAGGCAAGAAAGGCAAUAUGGGGUGUAGCCAUGGUGAUGUGCGUGUGCACGUCUUGGGCAGGCUCCACCCAGCUGGCCAAACUCACCUUCAAGCAGUAUGAUGCACCAUUCACUCUCACGUGGUUCGCCACCACGUGGAACUGCCUCUUCUUCCCUCUGUAUUACAUCGGCCACCUGUGCAAGAAUCCAGAGAAACAGACGCCAAAACAGAGGUUCAGAGAGUGUUGUCGGUUCUUUGGGGACGAUGGUCUGACAGCAAAGGUGUUCUUCACUAAAGUGGCUCCAUUCGGGCUGCUGUGGAUCCUGACAAACUACCUGUACCUGCAGGCACUGAGGAAGAUCAACACAACCGAUGUAUCUGCCCUCUUCUGCUGCAAUAAAGCCUUUGUUUUUCUCCUCUCCUGGAUUGUGCUGCGGGAUCGCUUCAUGGGCGUCAGGAUUGUUGCAGCAAUUCUGGCCAUAGCUGGAAUAGUGAUGCUGACCUACGCUGAUGGGUUUCACAGUCAUUCGGUUAUUGGCAUCACAUUUGUAGUGGCAUCUGCGUCCGCCUCGGCGCUGUACAAGGUGAUCUUCAAGCUUGUGUUGGGCAGUGCCAAGUUUGGAGAGGCCGCUCUGUUUCUGACAAUUGUCGGAGGUGCAAACUUUGUCUUAUUGAGCUUUGUACCAGUUAUACUGUACUUCACACAUGUUGAAUACUUCACAUCUAUAGAGGAUCUGCCUUGGGCCUACAUUUGUGGAGUGGCUGGACUUUUACUAGCAUUUAAUAUUCUGGUGAACUUUGGAAUUGCCAUUACAUACCCAACACUGAUUUCACUUGGCAUUGUGCUGAGUGUCCCUGUCAAUGCAAUGGUAGACCUGUAUACUUGUGAUAUCCACUUCAACACAGUGCGACUCAUAGCUGUGUUCAUCAUCUGUCUGGGAUUCCUGAUGCUGCUGUUACCAGAGGACUGGGAUCAGUGUUUGAUCAAGCUCGGCACCAAACUCAGAAAGCGUGAACAGCCUGUGGAGCCAACUGAAAAUGGAACCAGCUCAGGACUGAACUGGACCCGACGGACGAGGACCUCCAUGUCCACGUUUUCACACUGACACACUCUCUCAUUCUCCCAUUCAAGUAAUUGGAGGAAGUUUGAAAUAUGUCAGGAAUAGAAUUUGUUCCAUGAUGUUCUUCAGUCAACAAGACUCUGUGGCCAUACACAUUAUAAGAGCAGAUUCCCAAAAGCAAAAGCAAGCCGUUUUUGGCGGAUUCUACCUACUGUUAGUGGAUGUGAACAACGACUUUGUUCCGUUAUGUGAAACUCAAGCUGAUUGAUUGAUUUAUUGACUAAUAUUACAGAAAACAUUACAGAUUCCUUGCAGAUCUGGAGAUGGUUUCACUUUCCUCAGAGAACAUGUUUGUUACUUUACUGCUCUUAAAGAGAUAGUUCGCCCAAAAAUGUAUAUUCUGUAAUUAUUUACUCGCACUCAUGUUGUUCCAAAUCUGUAUGAUUUUAUUACUUCUUUAGAACAUCAAAGGAGAAGUUCAGCAGAAUGUCUGAGCUGCUAACUUUCACACAAUCAAAAUGGAUGAGGACCAGUGACUGCAAAACUUCAAAAUGGACAAAAAAGCACAAUGAAAGUUGUCCAUUUGACUUGUGGGCUGUAUUCCAAGUCUUCUAAAGUCAUACGAUAUCUUUGUGUGAGAAUCAGAACAAAGUAAUUAUUUACUGAUAAUAUUCCCCUACUGUGGGAUUUUAACUGCUGCGACAGGCUCAUUGAAUCAGUAAGUUGAACUCCAGACUUAAAUGUUAUCAUAUGGCUUCAAAAGACUUUAAAUAUAACAUAAGAGUCAUUUGGACCACUUUUAUAACACUUUUAUGGUCAUUUUGCAGUUUGGCAGCUUACACGGAAAAGAGUGAUCAGGAUAUUCUUCAAAAAUGUUUAAUUUUGUUUUCAAUGGAAGUUGUCACACAGGUUUGGAUUUGACAUGAGGGUGAGUAAAAUUAUUACUCUCACUGACACGAUUCACAACUGUGGUCUCCUACAGGGGGCGACAGGAAUUCAAGACUGUCUGUCCAUUAAAUUUUUUUUGUGAAUCACAUACUAACCACUGUGAGGACACUUCAGGGUCAAAUCGAAAAGACGUUUUCAGCAAGCUGUGUUACUGUCGAGGGGGAUAUGAGCAUCCUGUGAAUGUAUGACCAUUUCUGAAAAGUGCACCUACGCUCAAAGGAUUUGGCUUGAACAUUUGGGGGUUGUAGCAUGAAGCAUUUCUAUUUUUCCAUUGAUCAUGGUAUAAGUGUUGGGGGGUUACCUCCACCCCCAUCCCCCUAAAACAUACGCCCCGGGCUACACUAUAUACUUUGCAAAGGUGGUGACUGGAACUGCAGUACUACCUGUACGAACACAAAACACUCAUUCUGCACUUUUCUCAAACACAAGCUGUCAGAAUUAAUUUUUAAUCUUAUGAACUAUUCCAUUUGAAAUGGAAUUAGAUCUACAGCAUGCAGAAAAUGACAAUAAAUGCUCACUGACGGCGUCACCGCCUUAGCAUUGAUUUGAAAUAGGAUCUCAUCAGCACUGUCUCCCAUUGUCAUUGCUAUGAUGACAAUAAAUAUAAUAUUGUAUUCCUCUGGAAUUAUCGCUAGACAUUAUUGUAAACCUUUGUAAGGAAUUAUUUUUACACUAAAAUGCAUUAUGAUCACAUUUGAGGAAAAUGACGUCAAAACAA